This is a messenger RNA of Knipowitschia caucasica, 825 nucleotides long. The record is from the annotation of a GenBank genome assembly. NCBI's taxonomy places the organism in Eukaryota, Metazoa, Chordata, Actinopteri, Gobiiformes, Gobiidae.
AUGAUGAGAUUGGCGGUUUACUUAUGCUCUUCAGCCACAUCCCAGAGUUUAGGCUGCGAGCGGAUUAAGAAGACAAAGAGAGGGGUUUUCUGCUGUAAGAAGAUUACCCUUCAGAGUCCCUCAGACCGGGACCGUCCAGGAGUCCCUCAGAGUCCCUCAGAGUCCCCCAGAGUCCCUCAGACCGGGACCGUCCAGGAGUCCUUCAGAGUCCCUCAGAGUCCCCCAGAGCCCCCCAGAGUCCCUCAGACCGGGACCGCCCAGGAGUCCCUCAGAUCCCUCAGAGUCCCCCAGAGUCCCUCAGACCGGGACCGUCCAGGAGUCCUUCAUAGUCCCCCAGAGCCCCCCGGAGUCCCUCAGACCGGGACCGUCCAGGAGUCCUUCAGAGUCCCUCAGAGUCCCUCAGAGCCCCCCAGAGUCCCUCAGACCGGGACCGUCCAGGAGUCCUUCAGAGUCCCUCAGAGUCCCCCAGAGCCCCCCAGAGUCCCUCAGACCGGGACCGUCCAGGAGUCCUUCAUAGUCCCUCAGAGUCCCCCAGAGCCCCAGAGUCCCUCAGAUCGGGACCGUCCAGGAGUCCUUCAUAGUCCCUCAGAGUCCCUCAGAGUCCCUCAGACCGGGACCGUCCAGGAGUCCUUCAGAGUCCCUCAGAGUCCCUCAGAGUCCCCCAGAGUCCCUCAGACCGGGACCGUCCAGGAGUCCUUCAUAGUCCCUCAGAGUCCCUCAGAGUCACCCAGAGUCCCUCAGACCGGGACCGUCCAGGAGUCCUUCAUAGUCCCUCAGAGUCCCCCAGAGUCCCUCAGACCGGGACCGUCCAGGAGUCCUUCAUAG